Molecule: messenger RNA, 1883 nt
Organism: Annulohypoxylon truncatum
Lineage: Eukaryota; Fungi; Ascomycota; Sordariomycetes; Xylariales; Hypoxylaceae
Exons: 2
Coding region: 686-1519 (277 amino acids)
Source: RefSeq, a predicted model, not a curated record
UUUUUUAUUUUAUUUUAUACAUAUACUAUAUAUAAAAGUCGAAUCAUUACUUGGCGAUUGAACUUUCUUCGUCAUAAAGCUUCGUUACAGAAAGAUGACAACUUACCUUCGACUUAUACAGCCUUACUAGUACCUAUCUUGUGUUUCCGUGGCUUCUUCUAGGGCCACGUGGAUCUCAAAGCCUCAUUACGCUAAUAAUCUAAGCUCACACAGCAAUUGAACAUACGUACAUAUCAUUAAUUUCCACCAAGGACGGUUCGUUCCCUGCCGGAAGGGACAAGUACGCCAGUGAUUGGUUUUCUUGUGCCGACAACACUCAUAGCUGGGAUGUAGGUCUGAAGGCUCAGCCCCCCAAUCAAGGACGUCUUCCAAACGAAAACAAAAAACAAAUCCUUUUGGUGGGUUUGAUUUAGUACCUCCUUAAUGUGGGAGGUUAUUCUUGUGCUGUGGCGAACAGCCGAAGGAUGCAAUAUGAGACAGAUCUGACUAGCGGGAAGAAUGUUGUACAAUUAGAGAAUUAGUCCCUCUCGACACCAGUUCCGAAUACCUAUAAUGGAUGGUUUACUUCACAAUUGAGCCUAUGUUAGUACCGUUUAUAUGUCUUCUUCCUCAUUGCCUAACGUUGGUCCGCGGUACCUAGCACCCAAGGUAAACGCUUGCAAUCGUACCAGGUUUGCUCAGCAAUAUGAAGAAAUAUAAGGGGUUCAUCGUCGUCUUUUCGCUGGCUAGUCCGAUUACCGAUGGGCUCGCAGUAACUAGCGAGUUCCAGACGUGUUAUACGACCAAAGGGGAGGUAUCUUUAGAUACCUUCAGAUGUGACAAUCGCACAACAGGUCACUCGAGUUGUUGUAUGGCAGGGGAGGUCUGUUGGUCCAAUGGAGUUUGUCAUGGCAAGACUCGAGGUAUUGAAGAUUGGUUACGGGAGAGUUGUACUGACCACUCCUGGCGCGACACAGCCUGUUUCGAUGUAUUGGCGAUAGAUCUAGGUGAAUAUGCAGCGGGGGUCAGGCCUUGUGGCGGUAUCGACAAAAGCAACCUAUAUUGCUGCGAUGACGGAUCGACUGGUAUUGGAUCAUUCGCCUGUUGCAAUAACGAGAGCCAGACAUUCCACUAUAAUAACAUAACGACUUUGCCCACGAUCAUCGCCACAAUACCCCUUGAUGACGUGGCGUCUACAUCAUCUUCGAUAGUCGGGUCGACGAGUCCUGAAUCAACGUCGACCCAACCUACAAUCACCAAUAUAGCUUCGGCGGGAAGUGGGAACUCUGGCAGCUCAUCUAACUCUACUGCAGUAGGUGUUGGCCUUGGAGUGGGUUUACCAGCAGCAGCAGCCAUCUUCGCAGGAGUUGGGUUCAUGAUCUGGCGCACCAGACGAAAGCAACCUAGUUCGGAACACAGCCCGCAGCAUGAUGUCUCGAGCUAUCUAGAAGCCUUCCAAGAUGGUACACCAAGACCGCAUGGUGUGAUCAAAGCCCAAGAGUUGCCAUCAGACCGCAGUGCUAGAGAACUUCCUGCUUAGGUAUGCGGAUGGAUAGACGGAGUUUAGCGAGUGGUACUCCAAGCUCCGAGGUUUGUCAAAUCCGAGGAAGUAACCUGAUUUAGGUAUUCGAGGGAGCUAAGAGUAUCGUUGGAAAUAUGUUUCCUGAAUAUAUUUAGUGUAUAUAAGUCGUGAGACGCGUCUCGGGUGAAUGCUAUAGGACAGGUUCGAUGCCCCAGUGGCCGCAUACAAGUUGUGUUCGUAUUGGUUGUGGAAGGUAACGGAGAAAUGUUAAGAUCAUCGAAAUGAGUUUUGAUGUGAUUGAAGAUGACGAAUAUCGACCAUGGUCAAAAAGAAGGCACAACCCGACAAGGCCUCAUAAUAUCCUAGGUACAUGACUUUGUAG